CCCCGAGGCACGGUCACACUGCCGCUUAUUGUACAAACAAGAAUUGUUUGCGAGCCCCCAAAAAAGUGCACAAACACACACAAACACACAUACGCCAGACGCACGCUUACAAACACAUACGCGCGCAGGGAACAAACAAAAAUAAAGCGAAAAGUGCGAGACGCCAGGAGGCACAUCUUCUUUUGCAUCUACCAUACAUCCCGAUCCCCCAAACGGAUAACGUCGGGGAUCCAGGCACCAUGUCGCGGGUGCUCAGUCCGCGGAAGCAGGGCGUGGCAGAGGCGAGGGCGCAGGUGGCAGAGUCCCUGGACUACACGAGUAGCUCCAACUCCAUCAUCGAGUUCCUGGCCAAGGAGCAGGACAGCGGGGGGCUGGCGGAGCCGGAUCCCGACAGGAUCUUCCAGGAGGUGAGCCGCCUCUCCGACAGCACUGACAUGCGGUCCGUGGACGAGCUGCUCCAGGAGGCGGAGCGCCUUAUCCAGCAACAGUUCCGUCUUGGCGGUAUUGCCACGGACCUGGACGUCGGCAACUCUGAGCCCAGCGAGCCUUUAGCCUCCAGAACCAAUGGCGACGAAGGUUCUGAGGCUGGCGGUGACGCCUCCUCGUCCUCGCCCCUGUCAGCCUCGCCGCACAGCAGCAUUCGGCUCAACGCACGCUACACCCAUCGCAUCGAGCAUUUGCCUGCUCCAUUGCCGCCGCCGCCCAAGACACCCCUGGUCAAUGGGUCGUCAAGUGGCGGCAAGGCCAGGCCCAGGUCCGGCUCCAAGUCCUCGGCCUCGCCCACAUCGGUGGCGGAGAUGACGCCACAGAUGAGCGGCAGCAGCAUGGAGAACAGUGGAGCCGGGGCUGUGGCUGGCUUUGCCGGCUUUGCUGCCUUUGUGGAUAACCUGCCCUCGGAGUCGGUCAUUUCGGAAGAGUCUACGCCCAAGGACAUGGAUAUGGAUAACAAUACGGCCACCUUGGCGCGACUAAAGCUGCAGUUGCAGGACAACACGGACGACGAUGAGGAUACGAUGGAGGAGAUCACUGAGGCGGAGGUGGAUGCACCCGUGCCGCGCUGCCGCAGUCCAGUGUCCAGUAGCCGCCGCCGCAGCAGUGCUCUUGGCCUUGGCGGCCUUAGUCACUCCUACAGCCAGCAGCCCAUACGUCCGAUGGCCAGCUACAGCGAGAAGGCGGUGGGCAGCUCGCCCAAGCACCUGGUCAGCACUCUCAGCUCGCCCAUCGAGCAGAUCGCUUGCAAUGUGUCCCGGGAGCAUGCCCUCAAGCACGAGAUCGAGCAGCUGCAGGAGCGGCUCAAGGACACCGAGGAGCGUCUGGCCUCGGUGCGCCUGCAAAGCGAUUCGCUGUCACAGACGCAGCGUGCCCUGCGCGAGCACAAUGGCCGCCUGCAGGAGGAGUCCGAGAUGCUAAAGCUGGACGUACAGCAUCUGAACGAGUGCGCCGGUGUCCUGCGUUCGGAGCUGCAGGCGGCACGCCGAGAUCGCAGCGAGGCCCUGCAGCUGCAGCGUUCGCUGCGCGCCGAGCUGGAGGAGGUGCAGCAGGAACGGCGGCGAGCGGGGGAGAAUAAGGAGAAGGAUGCCAAGGUCAUACAGGAUCUGCAGCGGCAGUGUCGGGAGAUGGAGCGCAUACUAAUGCGCAAGCAUCCCGAUUCGGUGUCGGCUCUCAUAGUGGCCUCCAAGAAUCCCGGCAUGUGUGCCCUGAAUGAUCAGGAGAACAUGAGCAGCCGCAAGCUGCUGGAGCAGCGCAUUGCCCAGCUGGAGUCGGAUGCCAAGGAGCAGGAUCGCAAGGCCCAGCAGAUCCUGGCCAAUGUGCAGGCCCGCUUUAAUUCCGUUCAGGCCAAGUACGAGACGCACAUAGCGGACCUGGAGACGCAGGUUUUAAGUCUCCAGGAGAUCAACACCAAGUUGAACGAACAGAUUGAAUCCCAGGUGCGCACCCUGGAUCGCUAUAUGCAGAAGCGUGCUGAUCGCUACUACAACAACUGCACCCAAACGGAGCCAUCAUCGGACCCCAUGGCUAUCCUCCCUGGAGCCACCACCACCUCCGCUACCACUGGGACCCAGACCCAGACCCUGGCAGCGAAUGGCACCAGGGAUCAUAGCACCAAUACCAUUGGCUGUCCCUCGCCGGCCCUUAUUUGCCAGCAGCCGCAUCUUCAUCCCCAUCCACCCUCGGCCAGCAGUAGCCCCAGCAGUACCGCCAAUUCCACGCCAAACACCUCGCGUCCGAAUUCCAAGCAAAGCGGCAGCGGUGCCCAAAGGCGUUCGCCGCUGGCGGUCAGUGGUGCUGGUGGUGGCACCACCUCCAAGCUGCCAAUCUCACAGUCCGAGUCUACGCUGUCGCUGCUUAGUCACGGUCACGGGUCGUCCUCCAAGGAGGAGGCGCAGCUCCUCAGCUCGGUGCGGAGCAUGCGCGUCGAUUUGGCCAUUAAAAAUAAGGCAAUGCAGCGCUUGACACGGGAAUUGGAUGACUGCAAGAAGACCAUACGGAAGCUGCAGCGGGAUAGGGAGGGAAGCGGCAGCUCCAGCCAUACAGGCAGCAAAUUGGAUCUCCGCUCCCAGGCCAGUGCCGUUUCUCUGCCCAGCGGCCGCCGAUCCAGUGGCUACGAUCAUGGUCAUCAUCAUCAUUAUAGUGACCACAUACCAGCGGCCACAGAGAGUCAGGCCCUGAAGGAGGCCCAAAAUAAGUAUCGCCUCUUGGAGGCGGACUACAAGACGCUGCACGACAAGCGUCUGCAGGAUCUCAAGACCCUGCAGAGCGCCCAUGAACGCGAGCUGGCCACCUGCAAUGAGACUGUGCGCAUCCUCCAGCAGCGCCUCAACGAGCGCGAGGAGGCCUUUGCCACCCAAAGGCGACGCAAGGUGCCGGUGGACUACUAUGCGCUGAAAGCCAAGGUAUCCCUGCUGGAGCGCAGGCACUCGGAGCGAGAGGAGCGACUACACAUGCUGGUGGAGGCCCUGAGCAAGGGCAGGCUCAAUGGGGCUCUCGAGGAUCUGCUGCAGGAGAACAACAACAAGUAGCGGGUGGAGAGUGCAGAAGAGAGAGAUUAGUUUUAAGUCACAUUGCCAGCCAAAAAGAAGAAAAAAUUCGUCUAGAGUCCGUCUAAGCAGAAGAAACAUCCAAUGAUAUUUAGGAAUUUUAACCAAGGAAAGGAGAGUCUGCCUCGGGUUAGAGGGCAGCUUCAGGCAAGCUUCUCUUUCAUUAAACAAAUUCAACAAAAUAAUGUGUUCAAGGAAAGCAAACAAUAACUAAAUCCAACACAAUUAGCAUAGGUUUAAGAGCUAUUUUCCCUGCGCCUGGAGCUGCAAUCUAAACUGAUGGAAAGGGAUAUUUACUUACAGGCAACAGGAUAAUGGGAUGCACGUUAUUGUAGUUCUUAGCGCCGAACGUAUUUGUAUUUAUAAAACUAUCAAUGUUUCGAUGUAGAAAUUGAAUUGUUCGUUCACACAACUGGGAAAGAAAGAGACAGACAGACAGACAGAGAGAGAGAGAGAGCGAGAGAGAAAGAAAGAGUUUUAAAGCGAAAAAGAAAGAGAAGUAUUAGAGACCGCGAAAAAGACAGAAACAAAUGGUGACUUGGUGACAGGAAAGCGAGUUGUACUUAGACCUAAGGCUCUUGAAAUGUAUAUAGAAUAUAUAUGUAGAAUAUAUAUUCGCAGCGAUCUCAACUUGAAUAUUAUAUAUUUGAUUUAGAGUAACAAGCCCAAAAUUUUUUUUACCUUGCCCUGAAAACUAAAUAUUAUUAUUAUUAUUAUUGUGUGUGUGUGUUUUUAAGGUAGAAAACUUUGAAAAAGUUGAUAAAGAAAGGCAACAACGGGGUCCGUAGAUAAAUGGUUAUAUUUUUUACUUAUUAUAUUGAUUUCUUCAAAUUUUGUUAUUAAAAUGUAGCUAUUUUUUAAUGAAUGUAUAACAAGUUCCCUAAAUGAAGGGGAAUAAAAUAGAAAAAAUAUAAUUCAGUUAAAAAUGCUGCAAAAAUUAAAUGUUUUAUAAAUUUGUUAUUUAAAAAAUAUAUAUUUCACACUCCCUGAUUAAAUUGUAAACAAGAAAUAGAAAGAAAUAAUGUCUGCAAACAUUUGGAGCAGUUAAAAAAUUACCAAAAAAUAACUACGGUCCCCGUUAAAUUAAGCAAGAAAAAUAAAAUAAAAAAUAGCUUAGAAAUUAGAACCUUUUCGAAAAAAAACUGUAACCCAAGCAGGCGAAAUAAGACCUAAGAAAAAACUCAAGAGAAAAAAUAAACCAAAUAAACAUUCACAGUAUUCCGAAACACACAAAAUCCCUUACUUUAAGUGUUUAUAUAUUUAUCUUAGACAACUUGCGAUUACCUUGGGAGGUAUUCCUUGUGUCGAGAUCUUUCCCAAACCCAGUUUGUGGCAAAUAUCAGGACCAUUGGUAUUAUGGUUUU
Messenger RNA from Drosophila kikkawai, 4402 nucleotides. Its product is annotated as centrosomal protein of 162 kDa. Gene Ontology annotation, cellular component: centrosome; centriole; axonemal microtubule. NCBI's taxonomy places the organism in Eukaryota, Metazoa, Arthropoda, Insecta, Diptera, Drosophilidae. The record is from RefSeq and is a predicted model, not a curated record. Gene Ontology annotation, biological process: cilium assembly.